Haliotis rubra (blacklip abalone) is the source of this 3481-nucleotide messenger RNA. Its product is annotated as noelin-3-like. The coding region runs from base 633 to 2066 and encodes 477 amino acids. The record is from RefSeq and is a predicted model, not a curated record. The transcript is spliced from 2 exons. Lineage: Eukaryota; Metazoa; Mollusca; Gastropoda; Lepetellida; Haliotidae. Gene Ontology annotation, biological process: signal transduction.
AGCUAUCACAGAACGUAUACUGGCUUUCCAUUCGUUAACAUAGUGGAGCAAAGGAGUUUUGAUAGCAUGGCAACUGUUGUUAUAUAACGCUAUACUGAAAGUGAUUUAAAGGGUUAAUAAUUUGGUUAGCUUCAUUUCUGCAGUUCAGUUUCCCGGUAUUGGGAGAAGUGUUAUCGUGUAUACUCGACAACACUGACGAAUCGUCUUACACUUCCUGUGGCCAAUUAAACUGAGGACCUGAAGCACGUUACAGAGACGCUGUGUACAAGUCCUACAAGUAGCGGGGACGACUCCGACCUAUGUCACACCAUGGAACAUGCGCAACGUCCACGACUGUGACGGAUUCUGGGGUAGCGGUUUACUAGAGUUCCAUGUUUUCAAGCACUCAGGGUGAUUACUGAGUGGCUUGACUAUCGACCUUCAGCCUCGCUCAUAGACUCCUGAACAUUUGUGCAUAAUUAUUCUAUUGAAGCUGUUUCUCUGUGCCAUCAAGUCCUUGAGAAGUCGUCGCCGAACAUUUGAUACUCCAGGCGAAAUGGGGCAUUUAUCAGCGUGUGUCUGGGUGGUGGCCGCUUCUCUUUGUGUUGUGGAAUUUUCUCAGUCUAAGCCGAUUAAAAACGACAAAUGUGAGUAUGACUUGGACCUCGUCGAGAACAACAUCCGGGUGGUGUGUCAGGGAAGGGGGGGCCAAGGUCAACAUCUACGCUACAAACGCUGAGUUGAAGGACGCGGGAGCGUUACCCUCGAAAAAGGACAGGCGACCGAUGAGGCCUCAGCGAGACUCGGAACACACCAGGGCUAACUUGUACUAUUUCCGUGACGCCAGUCCGAUGUCCUAUACCAUACGGAACUCCACGAAGAAGAUGGAAAGGAUCAAACGGAAGUUGUCCCGAGUGGCUUCCUCCAUGACCAACAUAUCCCAUCAUCUGGCUUCCGGUGACGAGAAGUUGCAGUCCGACCUGGACGCGAUGAGGCGCAUGCAGUAUCAGUCGGUGACGUUGAAAGACACCAUGUUGGCCGCCAUUCAGAACCAGUACUCGUUCAUGAGAACCGCCAUUCUGUCACACAGCGCCGAGAUGUCCAAAAUGAUGGACUCGCUUCAACUCAUGAUUGACGUGACCUCCAAAAGUCUCCAGAGCGCCGCGAGGUCAGAGGUCGAUCUGUACUCCGAGCUGGGGUUCGUUAAUCAGACAAUGUUGACGAUGAGGCGGAUGUUGUCCCGAGAACUCAAGAAGAAGAGAAGGCGGCCAAAUAUCAACAAAGAAGAAAUAGGAACUUGCCCUCAACAAAUCGUGGCCAUUGGCGCCGGGGACGUCAUUAACGUCAAGGGGAAACGUGGCGCUUUCAUGAAGGACGUAAUGGACGACACGGGGACGAUCUACAUCAUGUCUGGAAGUGGGAGCUCCGACAGACUCGUGGAGUACGAGUCAGAGAUUGACCUUCAGUACGCGUUCACCUCCAUAACCUUUGACCUGCCAUUCAAAUGUCAAGGCACUGGUCACGUGAUCUACCGGGGCUGCCUCUUCUGCCAGAAGGAAGGCACGAGCAAGAUAAUCAAGUACAAGUUGGACCGGAUGGAGAAUAUGGGGGAAAUCGACGUCACCAAGACAGGCAUGGAGAACCAAUAUGCGUAUGAGUUCGGGGACAUCAACGACAUCGACCUCGCUGUCGACGAGUACGGGCUGUGGGCCAUCUAUAACACGCCGGAAACAGCGGGGAAGAUUAUGAUCAGCCGCAUCAACGACGCCAGCAUGGAGAUUGAACACACAUGGCUGACAAGCUACCCCCGUAGCCUGGCUAGCAACACCUUCAUGAUCUGUGGCGUCCUUUAUACCGUGGAAUCCUUCAACGAAACGCCCAACUACAUCAAAUAUAUCUUCGACACCGCCACGGCCAAGGACACUGUUCUGAAGGGAGGGAGUCUUGUGUUCCCCGCCCUGGACGACUCUGACGUCCACGUGUCCAUGUUGGACUACAACUUCAAGGACGGCAUCCUGUACGCGUGGGGGGGAGGCAAGGUGUACUCCUUUCACGUGUUUCUGGAAGAUGGUUCCAGGAUCCCGUAGUUCAUGGGCGUCGCCAUUCCAAUCUGGUUUUUGACGCCUCGAUGGCGGAUUGAGGGCAACGUUUUCACUUCCUGAAUUGCAGCGUCGUCAUCGGCACUGUUAGGGAGAUCUGAUCCGUUCAGAAUACGUGUCACGGUCACGUGUUGUCACUUGUCGUGGUGCACUGGAUUUUGUGUCGGCGCCAGAAGGACUUCAUCUGACGUGGAUUGGUAGAGUGACCUAAUGACCUCGUGACGUAAUGUCAUUGUUCUCACAAGCAGCUUACUUUCUGCAUCUGUACCUGGCAGGUAUUGACAGAUGCUGUGUGUGGAUGCCGCGAGGGUUUAGUUGAAAAACGUGUGAUUCACAAUUAGAAAACACGUAGAAUAUGAAGGAGAGGUUAUUCGUUCUCAACGCAUAGUUUUAUAGUUUUGCUUCAUAAUUUGUUCAAGGCCAAACACAAUCGUAUCUUGUCGCGUCGUCUCAGCUUCACGAAGAUUUACCGCAGGCCUUUGUACAUUAUUGACAUCACAGUGCAUGCCCCCAGUCUAGAGCGCUUUUUAGGGUAUUAGUGGUAUUAGAACACCGGUACCUAAUGGGAAAUUAGUUUAUUCUAGACAUUGGACGUAAACAAUAUUCCAGAUAUUGGAAGAAAAUAUAUCUACGACACACCUAGAGAGAUAAUCAAGGUACCUGUAAAAUGGAAUUAAAGGUGUAAUCACGUUUGUAUCCAAGGUGUUGGCAUGGUAAAGGUCACUCACGGCAUUUGGGAUUUCCAGGUAUGAAAUGUUUGUGGAUAUGACGGUCUCUCAAAAAAUGUUUCAUGUACGGCAUUUUUUUAUACAUAAUAUAUGAAGGUAUUGUGUUUACGGAUUUACGGCACUGUCCGCAUGGAUCCACACACUGUCUUGUUUCAAACCGUCAACAUUUAUUUGUAUUCGCGAAACUGUUGUCUGUCCUCAGACCAACUGAACAUCGUGUGAUGUUAAAAUUCUUGAAAAAAAAUGCUAGUCAUUCGUUUCGAAAGCAUCAAAAUUGGCAUCACGAGAUGGGUAAAACGGGAGGCAGUAACUUUUGACUUUGAGUAUAAGUCUACAAUCGGAAAAAUCAAAGCUACAAAGUAAAUCAAACGGAUUCGUAAAAUCGUUGGAACUAGUCGAUUUUGUAUUUUCUCAUUUUUUGCAGAUAGCUAAGUCUAUACCAGUAAAUCGUAUCUGGUUAGCUUUGUCAGGGGAGACGAUCCUAAUGUUUUUUUCAGGAGAGAAAAAUCUCCACGUUUCAGGGGAGAUAACCCUGAUGGUUUUUUAUCAUGGGAGACAAUCCUGAUCUACCUCCACUUUCGCUUCUGCAACUUUACAGAUUUUUUCGCAAAUAUGUCUGUUAUGUACAGUCGUAUAGAAAAUACAGUUUGCUGAAAUAAAGAAACUCUUUCUAAA